AUGGCCCCCUCCCCCGACAUACCAAGUAUGGCUGUGUUGUCGACGUUUGUGUCCUCCAACAAAGCAGAUGUUUUCAAGUGUCACUCUAUCGAUGAGCAAACCUUCAUCGCGCCUCCAUACGCUUGCUCAUAUUCUCAUGGUGCCAAGAGGGGGCUUACGCCACACCUAGCCGUAGCAACAGAGCAAGGAACCAUUCACAUCCUAAACACCUCGAAACGAGAAGAUUGGGAUGCAGAACCACAGCGGACGUCAUUCCAACCCCAUGCGAAUGGAGUGUUCGACGUUCGCUGGUCCCUUUCCGAUUCCCUCCUUGCUACUGCAUCUGGUGACCAAAGCGUUCGGAUAACCACCCUCGCCUCCUCAGUCGCAACGGCGGACCGGACUCUCCAUGUUCUCCACGGCCACCAAGGCACUGUCAAGUGUGUUGCUUGGGAUCCCAGUCAUGACGGCGAUAUCCUCUGUACUGGCGGUCGAGAUGGCAGCAUUUGCUUAUGGGAUCUGCGAGCUGGGGAACGGCGGCUCGACAACGGCUCCCUUGCACCAGUACUCACCGUUUCCAAGGCGCACGAUGACCUCGCGAAGAUUCCCAAGUCCAAGAGCAGAGGCAGGAAACUCGUUCCGAAUGCGCCGCUGAAGAGCAUCACACACCUGCUCUACACCGAUGUCCAUCCACAUGGCAUUGUCAGCAGCAGUUCCUUCGACGGCAUCGUGCACCUCUGGGACGUCCGCCUCCCCACCGCCUCCCCCACCAAAUCCUCCCGAUCCACUAAACCCCCUCGCCCCGCUCCCGUCCUCACCAGCGCCGACCCGACCACCGCGGCCGACACCCGACGCCCCCGCGGGCUCACCACUCUUGCGCUCGGCUCCGGGCCCACCGCCGGGCUCCUCUACGCGCUCAGCAACGACGCGCGCGUGCACACCUACGCGCUCCCCACCCUCGCCCCGCUCUCCGGCGCCGCGCCAGGCGCGGACCCGUACGCGUUCGCGGACCCGCGCAUGCAGACCAACUCGUUCUACGUCCGGCUCGCCGCGUCCCCGUGCGGCCGCUGGCUCGCGAGCGGCAGCGUCGUCGACGGCGUCGCCGGCCGCGCGUACCUCUUCGAUGCCGCGGCCGCCGCGUCGGCGCGUCGCGCCUGGGAGGUCGGCCGUUCGAGCUCGUCGAGUCUGGGCGCGGGGUGCACGAACACGGGCGUGGAGCUGCGCGGGCAGAUGGGCGAGGUGGGGGCGCUGGACUGGGCGGACGGGAUUCUUGCGACGUGUGCGGACGAUGGGACAGUGAGGGUGUGGAGACCCGAUGUGGAGAUCGCCCGGCGAUGUGCGGAAGAGUCUGAGGAGAUGAAGUGGGAGUGGUCCUGCGCAUCGGCAUAG
Epithele typhae is the source of this 1368-nucleotide messenger RNA. RefSeq names its product WD40 repeat-like protein. The transcript is spliced from 5 exons. Gene Ontology annotation, molecular function: protein-macromolecule adaptor activity; protein binding. Gene Ontology annotation, cellular component: nucleus. Gene Ontology annotation, biological process: proteasome-mediated ubiquitin-dependent protein catabolic process. The coding region runs from base 1 to 1368 and encodes 455 amino acids. The record is from RefSeq and is a predicted model, not a curated record. Lineage: Eukaryota; Fungi; Basidiomycota; Agaricomycetes; Polyporales; Epitheliaceae.